UAAUACGCCUGCGCACUGGGCCUUGCGCGACCUCUAGGACUUACCCAGCAGGCAACGGUUCUGUCUCGGGUUAAAAUGGCGAGUAGGCCUGCCGUUGCAGCAUCAAGCAAGUGGCUGGAGGGUAUUCGAAAAUGGUAUUACAAUGCUGCCGGGUUCAAUAAACUGGGCUUAAUGCGAGAUGAUACGAUAUAUGAGAAUGAAGAUGUAAAAGAAGCCAUAAGAAGGCUUCCUGAGAACCUUUAUAACGACAGGGUGUUUCGCAUUAAGAGAGCACUGGACCUGACCAUGAGGCAGCAGAUCUUGCCUAAAGAGCAGUGGACAAAAUAUGAGGAGGAUAAAUUCUACCUUGAACCAUAUCUGAAAGAGGUUAUUCGGGAAAGAAAAGAGAGAGAAGAAUGGGCAAAGAAAUAAUCAUGUAGUCUAAAUCUGGAUGCAGCUAUCCUAAAGUAUUUUUAUGAAGUUGGUUAAACCUGAAAUGUACAAUGUAGAACUAUCUGGGCUGUAAAUGUAUUACUUUAAAUAAAUCUCUAUUAUAAUUAU
This is a messenger RNA of Balaenoptera musculus (blue whale), 540 nucleotides long. RefSeq names its product cytochrome b-c1 complex subunit 7. The record is from RefSeq and is a predicted model, not a curated record. The transcript is spliced from 4 exons. Gene Ontology annotation, biological process: mitochondrial electron transport, ubiquinol to cytochrome c. Lineage: Eukaryota; Metazoa; Chordata; Mammalia; Artiodactyla; Balaenopteridae. The coding region runs from base 76 to 411 and encodes 111 amino acids.